GACCUAGCCACGGUUCGAUUUGUGCUGGGCCAAUCUUGCAAAUCUACCCCUUUUUAAACUUUUUAUCUCUUUUUAAAGUCGUUGACGUGCAACCGCCAGCCGCCAUUUUUUUUACUCCAAGUAACAAGAACAAAGAAGCGUUGGUGAGGGGAGCUUCUUCUUCUCGACCGGUUGGUUGCUCGCAACUUCUUCCUUUCCUCCACCAAAUCUCUCUCUCUCUCUCUCUCUCUCUAGAUUCGCAUGGACAUCUCAGAGAUGAGUUGGCUCCCUGCGACCGCUCGAAGCUGGUGGGCGAACGCCGGCCAUUCCUCCCAAUGGCAGGACGCCGCCUUCUACUCCCUCUGCGCCGCAUACUCCUGCGUCUCCGCCUUUGCCCUCAUUCAGGUAGUGAGGAACCAACUCCGAGUCCCUGAAUACGGCUGGACGACGCAGAAGGUUUUCCAUUUCAUGAAUUUCAUGGUGAACGGAGUUCGUGCUCUUGUAUUUGGGUUCCACAAACAUGUAUUCCUACUCCGGCCAAGGGUUUUUGCUCUAGUAUUGUUGGAUCUUCCAGGGUUAUUAUUCUUUUCUACUUACACCCUGCUUGUGCUUUACUGGGCUGAAAUAUAUCAUCAGGCAAGGGGUCUUCCUUCCAAUAAGCUUAGAAUCAUAUACACCAUUGCUAAUUGUGUGAUAUACAUCAUUCAGGUUUGCAUAUGGAUCUACCUGUGGAUAAACGGCGGUCGAAUUGUUGAAUCAGUUGGGAAUAUCUUCCUAGCAGUAUCAUCCUUUCUAGCUGCACUUGGUUUCUUAGUCUAUGGAGGAAGACUAUUUUGCAUGCUGAGGCAUUUCCCCAUUGAAUCGAGGGGACGACAGAAGAAGCUUUAUGAGGUUGGAUCUGUUGCUGCUGUAUGUUUCACCUGUUUUCUUAUAAGAUGCCUGGUGCUUGGUCUUUCAGCCAUGGAUUCUGGUGCCUCACUAGAUGUAUUGGAUCAUCCUAUUCUGGAUUUCAGCUUCUACAUGAUGACUGAAAUUCUUCCCUCUGCACUUGUUCUCUACAUACUGAGGAAGCUCCCUCCAAAAAGUGUUUCUGGGCAGUAUCAUCCCAUUCGAUAGAACAUUUGCUCGUGCAAGAACUAACCUAUUUGGAGCUAUGGAGAUGAGAUCCUUUUGAUCUUCUUUAUGCAAUCUAUUUGUUGCACUCAUUGUUUUUAAAAAGUAGUCAGAAAGCAGGGAUUUGUUAGGCACUCAAGAGACUCCCAUUUCUACUUGAAACUGCUUUGCAUUUCCUAAAGGAACUAAGAGGAACUGAU
Molecule: messenger RNA, 1292 nt
Organism: Zingiber officinale
Lineage: Eukaryota; Viridiplantae; Streptophyta; Magnoliopsida; Zingiberales; Zingiberaceae
Product: tobamovirus multiplication protein 1-like
Exons: 11
Coding region: 241-1095 (284 amino acids)
Cellular component (GO): plant-type vacuole membrane
Source: RefSeq, a predicted model, not a curated record